This is a messenger RNA of Poecilia latipinna (sailfin molly), 1997 nucleotides long. Its product is annotated as catenin delta-2-like. The coding region runs from base 202 to 1890 and encodes 562 amino acids. The transcript is spliced from 12 exons. Gene Ontology annotation, biological process: cell-cell adhesion; dendritic spine morphogenesis. Lineage: Eukaryota; Metazoa; Chordata; Actinopteri; Cyprinodontiformes; Poeciliidae. The record is from RefSeq and is a predicted model, not a curated record. Gene Ontology annotation, cellular component: postsynaptic density; adherens junction; nucleus.
CGAAGAGGGGGUGAGAGGGCCGAGCUGCAGUCAGCUCAAGUGACACUUGUGGUCUCUCGGCCUCUUUCUUUCCGCCUCUGUCGCUCGCUGCAUCCCGACGCGGGAUAGAUGAGGGUUCGGAGCGGAGAGAAGCGGCGCACGGAUGGGAGCUCAGAGAAGCAGCAGCAGGAUCCUUUGUGAAUUUCUGCCUGUUUUUGCAUUAUGGUCCAUGUGAAGGAGCUGCAGUUCGAACGUCUGACCAGGGAGCUGGAAGCCGAACGACAGAUUGUUGCCAGUCAGCUGGAGAGAUGCAAGCUCGGCUCUGAGACUGGAAGCAUGACUAGCAUCAGCUCAGCAGAUGAGAAGUUUCGCUGGAACAACCAAGAUGGACAGAAGGACAUAGAGGAGGAGCUGACGACCGGCCUGGAGCUCGUAGACUCGUGCAUCAGGUCGCUUCAAGAAUCCGGCAUCUUGGACUCGCAGGACGCUUCUACAGGAGACAGACAAGGACUGCUCUCUCAAAGCGCUUUGCAGCUCAACAGCCAGGAUGCCUAUGCAGCUGCUGGUUACCAUAGCAACCAAGGGCUGACGCUCGGGGAAACGGUGGCGGCGCGCGGCGGGCAGGUCGGAGGCGCCGUUCACAGCUACAACCAGGUGACGUCCAGCCGUGCAGCCGCCCAGUUGGUGGCCACCGACUCGCCCUCUCAGUCCCAGAGAGACUCGUUUGCCCAGCAGGUCCUCGGCAGCGCCUUACACAUGUCCACCGAUGGCGGAGCCGCACCUGCCGGACCGUCCAUGUAUUACUCCUGUGCCACUUUGCCUGCUCAGCGCGUCAGCUCCCCUCUGCAGGCGGUGGGAUCCCCCACCAAGCUGCAGCGCCUGGGCUCAGCAGACAUGCCUAGCUACGCCACGCUGCAGAGAGUGUCUUCACCCAAACAGUCACCGAGCCGACUUGCAAAGUCCUACAGCACUUCAUCGCCCAUCAACAUGGCGGCCGGUUCCUCCUCCCCGCUCCCCAUGGCCACCUCCCCCGGUGGGAACCACAUCUCAUCGCCCAUCCACCAGCUCAGCUCGGCCGUGGGAAGCUACGCCACCCUGUCGCCCACCAAGCGCAUGCUGCAUCACAUCGGAGCCGACAGCUACAAGAUCUCCCACGAGCUCUACGCCAACGCAACCCUGCAAAGGCCUGGGAGCCUGGCAGGUAGAGGCUCCAGGGGUUCGUACAGCAGCCAGCACAGUCACCUGGGCUCUGAACUGCGGCCCCUCCAGUCCCCCGAGCACCACAUUGAUCCCAUCUACGAGGACAGAGUCUACACCAAGCCCAACCUUAGAGGACAAGCCCCGUCCUCCCCCGGUGUUGACCCAAUCCCCUUGCAGCGAACGGGAAGCCAGAGCGCCGCCGGCACCUUCCAGCGAGGCAGCUACGCCACGGGAGGCGGGGCGGCCGACUACGCCAAUCCGUACCGCACUCUGCAGUUCUGUCCCUCCACCGAGUCCCCUUACAGCAAGUCGGGCCCGGCUCUUCCCCCUGAGCCUGCUCUGGGCAGGUCUCCAUCGGUGGACAGCAUCCAAAAGGACCCAAGGUACGACCCCGAAUUCCUUGUGUGGAAUCAAAAUCAAGCCGAGCAAAGAAUGACAAAGGAGUUUGGCUGGAGGGAUCCAGAGCUGCCGGAGGUGAUCCAGAUGUUGCAGCAUCAGUUCCCGUCGGUCCAGUCCAACGCUGCAGCCUACCUGCAGCACCUCUGCUUUGGGGACAACAAGAUCAAAUCUGAGGUACUGAACUCUGAAAAGGGAGGAAACAGCUCAGAAACACUCUGUCUUAGGAGGAGAUACUUUUUGAGCUACCGUACCUUUAGCGUCAUCUUGGUUAUGAUCAAAUUCAUCUGUGAGCUUGAGAGCUUGAGGAAAUAAGUCACUGAAAUUCAAAUUAUUCAUAGUCCUGGUAGAUUUAGAUGUUUUAAUCUAGCUGGGUAAUAUUAGCAGUCUAGAUCAGGGAUGUCAAACUCAUUUUCAUUUGU